GGAGAGAGAGAGAGAGAGAGAGAGGGGUGGUUGUAACGGCGCGGUUGCCGUUGCUGAUGUGAUGCACACAUGUCCGCGGGUGUGAAGUCGCCAUUCUCCGCCCUGCAGCGCGGAUUCUCCGUCUCCCUGUGCGGACACCAGCGCUGAUCCGGAUCACACACCGACUACAAGCACCGCAGGCCUGGAAGACCGAACAGAAUCAGUACCUUGGCCUGAUAGGACAUCAAAUCAAUAACUGAUGCAGUUUAUUCUGUAUGGACGAGGCAUCUGACCGGAUUUUUAUUCCCCCACACCUAUUUUCCCAGACCUCCAACAUGGGACGACAUUGAUUGAAGAAGAAAAGAAUCUUCCUUCUUUAUUUCAUCCCGCGACGAUUUCUAGGCUAAUCUCUCGAGCCUAUAAAUAUUUGAAUAAAGACCAAAUCCAGGCUGAUGACUUACCAAUGACGCCAAUACGGCAGCGCAUUCUUUAUAGUAGCGCUGGAUGUGUCUGUGCACCCCCAUAUUUCUAUAAGUAGACUGCUAUAGAUUUCCUCAUCACUCGUUGUCUUGGUGAUGUGCUUAUUUUAAAGGCAGGUUUUUUUUGGGGGUGCUUAUUAAAAACACAGGGAUCCGCCAAAUCCAGCACUGAUCAUUGUAUCCACAUCCUGACUGGGCCAAUAUUUACUUCACACUUAUUUUUGGUCAAAUUCUUUUUUUGUGUGUGUGUGUGUGUGUGUGUGUGUGGGUGUGUGUUGCUGUUUUGUCAGCAGCUAAUACAAGGCAUUAAGGAACAGUUUUCUCCCAUAGCCUUCAGGCAGACAUCAGGCUUCUAUCAGGCUCGCACUCAUGGAUCAGCCCACCAAGCUGCCCCCGUCGAGUCCGUCCUCACCCACGGCGGCCUUCUCUGUGCCCAGUGCUGAGAAGGUGGAUGGCUUUCCACGCCGCUCCAUGCGCAGAGCUCGCCAGAGAAGGUCACACAGCUCGUCGCAGUUCCGUUAUCAGAGCUCGCAGGUGGAGCUCACAGCUCUGCCUCUGCUCAAAGAUGCCCCAGUGGCAGAGCUGCAUGAUCUGUUUUGUAAGAAGCUGCAGCAGUGCUGUGUGCUCUUUGACUUCCUGGACUGUGUGGCUGACCUGAAAGGGAAAGAGAUCAAGCGUGCGGCGCUAAAUGAACUGGUGGAGAGCGUGGCCACCAGCCGCGGCAUCCUUAUUGAGCCCCUCUAUCCUGAGGCCAUCAAGAUGAUUUCAGUGAAUAUCUUCCGUACUCUGCCGCCCAGUGAGAACCCAGAGUUUGAUCCAGAGGAGGAUGAACCCACACUGGAGGCCUCCUGGCCCCAUUUACAGUUGGUCUAUGAGUUCUUUUUGCGCUUCUUGGAGAGUCCUGAUUUCCAACCUUCCAUGGCCAAACGUUAUGUGGAUCAGAAAUUUGUUCUGCAGUUGCUGGAGCUGUUUGAUAGUGAGGAUCCCAGAGAGAGGGAAUAUCUGAAGACCAUACUGCAUCGUGUCUAUGGCAAACUGCUCGGCCUCAGAGCGUACAUCCGGAAACAGAUCAACAACAUCUUCCUCAGGUUCAUUUAUGAAACUGAACACUUCAAUGGAGUGGCUGAACUGCUAGAGAUUUUGGGCAGUAUCAUUAAUGGCUUUGCGCUGCCUCUGAAGUCAGAGCACAAGCAGUUCCUGGUGAGGGUCCUGAUCCCCUUACACACUGCCAAAUCUCUGUCCAUCUUUCAUGCACAGCUUGCCUACUGUGUGGUGCAGUUUAUGGAGAAAGAUGCCACUGUUACAGAAUACAUCAUCAGAGGGUUGCUGAAAUAUUGGCCCAAAACAUGCACUCAGAAAGAGGUGAUGUUCCUGGGGGAGAUUGAGGAGAUUCUGGAUGUGAUUGAGCCAUCACAGUUUAGCCGUGUGCAAGAGCCACUUUUUAAGCAGAUCGCCAGCUGCAUCUCCAGCCCCCACUUCCAGGUUGCAGAGCGGGCUCUGUAUUUCUGGAACAAUGAGUAUAUUCUGAGUCUGAUCGAGGAGAACUGUCAGGUCAUCCUGCCUCUGGUCUUUGGCACGCUUUACCGAGUCUCCAAAGAGCACUGGAACCAAACUAUUGUGUCACUUAUUUACAACGUCUUGAAGACCUUUAUGGAGAUGAAUAGCAAGCUUUUUGAUGACCUUACUGCCUCCUACAAGGUAGAGAAACAGAAGGAGCUGAAGAGGGAGAAGGAGCGUGCUGAGUUGUGGAAGGGGCUGGAGGAGCAGCAGGAGCGGAGGCUGCAGAGUCUGGGGGAAGCGAGUCGCAACCAAAAGAACCUGCAAGAGCGAGAGAACCUGAGCAAGAACGAGCCGGAGAGCAGCGCUGCCAGUGCCACCUAGAAC
This is a messenger RNA of Ictalurus furcatus (blue catfish), 2342 nucleotides long. RefSeq names its product protein phosphatase 2, regulatory subunit B', beta (gene ppp2r5b). The transcript has 13 exons. Gene Ontology annotation, cellular component: protein phosphatase type 2A complex; cytosol; nucleus. Gene Ontology annotation, biological process: signal transduction; protein dephosphorylation. The record is from RefSeq and is a predicted model, not a curated record. The coding region runs from base 828 to 2339 and encodes 503 amino acids. Lineage: Eukaryota; Metazoa; Chordata; Actinopteri; Siluriformes; Ictaluridae. Gene Ontology annotation, molecular function: protein phosphatase activator activity.